AUGGCAAGAUCCAUGAUGACUGAGAAAGGUAUCCCUGUGAUUUUUUGGGCAAAAGCUGUAAGUACAGCAGUAUAUCUCCAAAAUAGAUGUUUUACAACGUCUGUGUCAAGCAAAACACCAUUUGAAGCAUUCACAGGAAGAAAGCCAGGAAUCAAGCAUCUGAAAGUGUUUGGUUGCAUCUGUUAUACACAUGUUCCAUCACCUUUGAGGCAGAAAUUUGAUGACAAGGCUAGAAAGGGAGUGUUUAUGGGUGAGGACAAGUCAUGGAAUUGGAAGAGUGAUCAAGAGGAAUCUGUUCCAAUACCUUUCAAUCUUGAAGGAGAUGAAAUUGAAGAUGAAAACAAUGAAAUACAACCUGAUGGAACUCAGUUUGAUGAUGGUGGAAGUUCUCAUCUAAACUCCACAGUUGGUGAUUUAGUUGAGAAUGUUAGUGGUAAUGGCAGUCCAAACUCCACACCUAGUUCCACUCCAGUCAAAUUAAAAACUCUGGAAGAUAUAUAUGCAAGGUGUCACAUGUGCAUCAUAGAACCAGAGAAUUAUCAAGAAGUAGCUGGUGUGAAAUGGGUGUUUAAGACUAAGCUGAACUUGGAUGGAACUGUUCAAAAACACAAAGCUAGGCUUGUAGCAAAAAGGUAUGCACAGAAACCCGAGAUUGACUACAAUGAAACCUUUGCACCAGUGGCAAGGUCUCAAGGUUUACAAGUUGAGAAAAGCCUUGUAUACAGUGAGAUUGAUGCAUAUUUAUCUAUGUGCAAGUUCAAAAGAAGCAUUAGUGAAGCUACUUUGUACACUAGAUCUGAUAAUGAAGGAGGUUUAAUCAUUGUCUCAAUCUAUGUUGAUGACAUUGUUUAUACUGGAAACAGUGAGAGGAUGCUUGCUGAGUUUAAAAGGGAGAUGAUGCAGAGAUAUGAAAUCAAGUAUGCCAAAUCCUUGCUUGUGAAGUUUGGGCUUGAAGACUGCAAACCAGUAUCCAUUCCAUUGCCUACUGGUGAGAGACUCAAGAAAGUGGAUGGGAGUGAGUUAGCUGAUGAAGGACUCUACAGGAAAAUAGUGGGAAGUCUACUAUACUUAACAACUAGACAUGAUCUAAUGUAUGCUGCCAGUUUGCUAUCAAGGUUUAUGACUAGUCCUACAAAGAAGCAUAUGGGAGUUGCAAGAAGGGUUCUAAGAUAUGUGCAAGGAACUCUUAAUUAUGGCAUUGAGUAUGUAAAGGAUAAGUUUGCAAUUCUCAUUGGAUUCUAUGAUGCAGAUUGGGCAGGCAGUGAGGAUGAUAGCAGAAGCACUUAUGGCUAUGCAUUUAGCUUUGGAAGUGGAGCAUUCUCUUGGGCCUUUGUGAAACAAAAUACAGUGGCACUAUCAACAGCUGAAGCUGAGUAUGUCUCAACAUCUGAGGCAACAGCACAGGCUAUUUGGUUAAGGUUUGUUCUUGAUGACUUUGGUGAAAUGCAAACUGAGGCAACACCCCUAUUCUGUGACAAUAUGUCAACAAUUUCUACGGCUAAGAAUCCAGUUUUUCAUCAAAGGACUAGACAUAUAAAUAGAAGGUAUCAUUUCAUAAGGGAGGCUCUACAAGAAGGGGUGGUUGACAUGAAAUUCUACAGAAGUGAAGAACAACUUGCAGAUAUUUUUACAAAAGCAUUGCCUAAAGUCAGAUUUAAUCAACUAAGGUUGAAGCUUGGAGUUAAGCCAGUAAGCAGCUUAGGAGAGGCUGUUGGGAAUUAA
This is a messenger RNA of Prunus armeniaca (apricot), 1722 nucleotides long. The record is from the annotation of a GenBank genome assembly. NCBI's taxonomy places the organism in Eukaryota, Viridiplantae, Streptophyta, Magnoliopsida, Rosales, Rosaceae.